AUGAUCGUCAAGGUCGUCGGCUGCGUCGUCGGCGUCGUGGGGUCACUCCUCGUGUACGGCAUCCUCCAAGAGCGCAUCAUGAGAUCGCCGUACGACGACGGCGGCGCGGAGGAGUCGUUCGCGCACUCCGUGUUCCUCGUCCUGUGCAAUCGCGUCGUCGCCGCGUCCGUCGCCGCCGCGGCGCUCGUCUGGACGCGCGGCGCGGUGCGACCGGUCGCGCCCGCGCCCGCGUACGCCAUCGUGAGCGCGUCCAACGUGGUGGCGACGACGUGCCAGUACGAAGCGCUGAAGUACGUCUCGUUCCCAGCGCAGACGAUGGCGAAGAGCGCGAAGAUUUUACCCGCGUUGGCGUGGGGGGUCGCCGUCAACGGCAGAUCGUACGGCGCGAAGGACUAUCUCGUCGCGCUCGGCGUCGCGCUCGGCUGCGCCGCGUUCGCGACGACGGGAGAAGAGUCUGAGUCCUCGAGGAACGGCGCGCGCGGCGCGACGUCGGGGGUCGCCGCGUGGGGCCCGGCGUACGGCGUCGCGCUGAUGCUCGCGUACCUCGCCGUGGACGGGUUCACGAGCGCGCUUCAAGACGAGCUGUUUCGAGGGCGGUACCGCACGGAGAACGUGUACAACCAGAUGCUGUGGGUCAACGCGUUCAGCGCCGCGGGCGCGUGCGCGUGGAUGACGCUGUGGGACGCGUCCAUGGGCGCCGCGAUCGGGUUCGUCCGUCGGCACCCCGCCGCGUUCGCGGACUGCGUCGCGCUGUCGCUCGCGAGCACGUGCGGACAGCUGUGCAUCCUGUACACGAUACGCGAAUUCGGCGCGGUGCUGUUCGCGACGAUAAUGACGACGCGCCAGGUUUUGUCCAUCCUGCUGUCGAACGCGAUCUACGCGCGCGCGAUGACGUCGCGGCGGUGGCUCGGCGCCGCGCUCGUGUUCGCGUCUCUUCAGUCGAAAGCGCUCGACUUUAGCGGGGGCGGGGGCGGGGGCGGGGGCGGGGCUCGAUCGAAGAGCGCCGCGACGAAGUCCUCGAGCGCGUCGACGCCUCGACGGAGCGCUCGCACGGCGGCGCGGCGGAGGGCGACGCAUACGUAG
This is a messenger RNA of Micromonas pusilla CCMP1545, 1083 nucleotides long. RefSeq lists its product as uncharacterized. The record is from RefSeq and is a predicted model, not a curated record. The transcript is spliced from 3 exons. Gene Ontology annotation, molecular function: 3'-phosphoadenosine 5'-phosphosulfate transmembrane transporter activity. Gene Ontology annotation, cellular component: endoplasmic reticulum membrane; Golgi membrane. Gene Ontology annotation, biological process: transmembrane transport. The coding region runs from base 1 to 1083 and encodes 360 amino acids. Lineage: Eukaryota; Viridiplantae; Chlorophyta; Mamiellophyceae; Mamiellales; Mamiellaceae.